AUGGAUCUCCCCCAUUUGUCAUCUCUUUGUAAUACGAACUUUCUUCAAAAANCAGUAGCAGAUGUCUUGGCCGGUUUUGAUGAUGCUAUUGCUGAUGGAGUUGACCUUUUAUCAAUCUCAAUAGGAGGAGGAGCAGUCAAUUUUACUCUGGAUCCCAUUGCCAUUGGUUCUUUUCAUGCAAUGGCGAAAGGGAUAUUGACUUUAAAUUCUGCUGGCAAUUCUGGUCCUUUUCUAGGAUCAACAGGAAGUGUAUCUCCAUGGAUGAUGUCAGUGGCAGCCAGCACCACCGAUCGCCUCUUCAUAGACAGAGUUGUUCUUGGGAAUGGAACGGCAAUAGUGGGAGCUGCAAUUAAUGGUUUCACUCAGAAUGGAAAAAAAUAUCCUCUGGUAAUUGGAGCACAAGUCUCUAGCGAUUGCCCUCCACCGGGUGACUUGUCGUGUUCUGGCACUUGUCUCAACAGCAGUUUAGUAAAGGGAAAGAUCGUUUUAUGUGAACAACCUACAGGAGAUAUCGCAGCUCAUCGAGCAGGUGCUGCAGGAUCGAUCAUUGAAAAUAGCCUGCUUUCCUUUGUCGUUUCUUUGCCAGCAACAUCAGUGACUUCUAGUGAUUACGACAGUAUCAUCGACUAUAUGGAUUCUACAAAAAGCCCUCAAGCAGAAAUACUAAAGACCGAAAUCAUCAAGGAUUCUGAUGCUCCUUCUCUUGCUCUUUUCUCUUCUCGUGGUCCAAAUACUAUUCUGCCUGAGAUUCUUAAGCCAGAUAUAAGCGCACCUGGAGUAGAUAUUUUGGCUGCAUUUUCACCUAUCGCUCCAUUGACCGCGGACGUGGAAGAUAAAAGGCAGGUUAAAUUCAAUAUACUGUCUGGAACCUCAAUGGCAUGCCCUCAUGCUGCUGGUGUAGCUGCAUAUGUUAAAACAUUCAACCCUACUUGGUCUCCUUCCGCCAUCAAAUCUGCUAUAAUGACCACUGCAUUUCCAAUGAAUGAAACCAAAACUACAGACGCUGAAUUUGCAUAUGGAUCCGGGCAUGUCAAUCCAAUAAAAGCUGUAAAUCCAGGACUUGUAUAUGACGCUUUUGAAGAAGACUACAUAAGAAUGCUGUGCAGUGCAGGUUAUAAUGAGGAAACACUUAGACUUGUUACAGGAGAUAACAGCACUUGUCCAAAAGCCUCCGGUAAGGCAUCGCCAAAGGAUCUCAAUUACCCUUCAAUGUCAUCUAAAGUUUCACUAGAAAAGCCUUUCACAAUCAAUUUUCAUAGAACAGUUACAAAUGUCGGUCUUCCAAACUCCACAUACAAGGCACAAGUCUUUUCAAGCUCAGAAGUUGGAAUCGAAGUUGUACCUGAAGUUCUCUCCUUCGAGUCAAAAAAUGAGAAGAAAUCUUUCGAUGUGACUGUUACUGGUAAAGGUGUUACGGUGACUACUAUUUUUUCUGGAUCCCUUGUGUGGUCUGAUGGGGUGCACAGUGUGAGAAGUCCAGUUGCUGUCAUCGCGACGACCUAG
Molecule: messenger RNA, 1503 nt
Organism: Pistacia vera
Lineage: Eukaryota; Viridiplantae; Streptophyta; Magnoliopsida; Sapindales; Anacardiaceae
Product: subtilisin-like protease SBT4.3
Exons: 7
Coding region: 1-1503 (500 amino acids)
Biological process (GO): proteolysis
Molecular function (GO): serine-type endopeptidase activity
Source: RefSeq, a predicted model, not a curated record